Linum tenue is the source of this 721-nucleotide messenger RNA. The record is from the annotation of a GenBank genome assembly. NCBI's taxonomy places the organism in Eukaryota, Viridiplantae, Streptophyta, Magnoliopsida, Malpighiales, Linaceae.
CACAGUUCUAGCUAAGCUAAUCUGUCAUUUGCAUCUAAUUUAGCUUUCCCUGAUCCAGCGCGUGCAUAUCGGAAUAUGGCCAUCGCCGCCGCUCUCGUGGUCUUGCUGCUGGCCGCUCCGGCUGUACACGCCGCCCAGCACGACGUCAGCUGGAGCAAUUCUGGUAACGUCGAUUACAACACCUGGUCGUCCGGUCAAACGUUCAACGUCGGUGACACUGUUGAGUUCAAGUACAACAGCUUGUUACACAGCGUGGCGGAGGUAUCGCAGAGCGACUACAACGGCUGCGACGCCAGCAACGCCAUCCAGACCUACAGCGACGGAGACACCAGCAUCACGCUCCCCGCCGCCGGCACAAGGUACUUCAUCUGUCCCACCGCCGGCCACUGCAGUGGAGGCAUGAAGGUGGCAAUCAAAGUCGCCGGCGGCGGCUCCUCCGGCGGAGGUGGUGGGUCCCCAACUACCCCAGCCACCACCACUCCCUCGGGGUCCACCACCCCAUCCGGAUCGUCUACCCCAAAUGCCGGCGGAUCAAGCAGCAACAAGGAGCCUUCGCCGGCCGGCAGCUACGGCGGCGCCGCCGCUUCCGUUCUGUACAACCUGGUGUUUGGUUCCGCGGCCGUGGUGGCGACAAUGGUUGCACUUUUGGGCUAGGAAAGAGGCAGUGCUUGUAUGUUAUUAUGUGCUUGUUUUCUUUUCUUGUGAAUUAUUAUUCUGUUCA